AUUUAUCAUGCCGGGCAAGAUGGCGGCUACGCAGACGAUAUGUUCCUACCAGUGAACACAUAAAAGGCGUUUUAUUAAUUAUAUAAAAACGAAACGGAUUCCUUUACACGUUUGUCUGGAUUGCGUGUGUACUCUUCCUUUGGCUAGUGUCGAAGUCGUUUUUGUUUUUCAAAUUUUCGACGUUUUUUUUCCUCACAAAAUGUUCCCGUUGUGAGUCGCUCGCUAACCGAGGCUAACAGAGCAGUUAGGAGCUAGUUAGCUCUCUAUCAGAGUGUAGAAUGGGGGAAAAGCUGGAGCUCAAGCUCAAAUCGCCGGUUGGAGCGGAACCCGCGGGUUAUCCCUGGCCGUUACCAAUAUACGAUAAACACCAUGAUGCUGCUCAUGAAAUCAUCGAGACCAUUCGGUGGGUGUGUGAGGAAAUCCCUGACCUCAAACUGGCCAUGGAAAAUUAUGUGCUCAUCGAUUAUGAUACCAAGAGCUUUGAGAGUAUGCAGAGACUUUGUGACAAGUACAACAGGGCUAUUGACAGCAUCCACCAGCUGUGGAAGGGGACCACCCAGCCCAUGAAGCUAAACAAACGUCCCUCCAAUGGGCUGCUGAGACAUAUCCUACAGCAGGUGUACAACCACUCAGUGACUGACCCCGAGAAGCUGAACAACUAUGAACCCUUCUCCCCUGAGGUUUAUGGGGAGACCUCAUUCGACCUUGUGGCUCAGAUCAUUGAUGAGAUGGAAAUGAUGGAAGAAGACACAUUCGUUGACCUUGGCAGUGGAGUAGGGCAGGUGGUACUGCAGGUUGCAGCAGCAACAAACUGUAAACACUACUAUGGUGUAGAGAAAGCAGACAUUCCAUCCACUUAUGCAGAGACCAUGGAUAAAGAGUUUAAAAAGUGGAUGAGAUGGUACGGGAAGAAACACGGGGAGUACACACUGGAAAAAGGGGACUUUCUGUCCGAAGAGUGGAAAGAAAGGAUAGCCAACACAAGUAUUAUUUUUGUGAAUAACUUUGCCUUUGGUCCAGAAGUAGAUCACCAGCUGAAGGAGCGCUUUGCUAACAUGAAGGAAGGAGGCAAAAUUGUGUCCUCCAAACCUUUUGCACCUUUAAAUUUUCGAAUCAACAGUCGAAACUUGAGCGAUAUUGGCACGAUAAUGCGCGUGGUGGAACUGUCUCCAUUGAGGGGCUCGGUAUCAUGGACUGGAAAGCCUGUUUCCUACUAUCUUCAUACCAUAGACCGCACCAUACUUGAAAACUAUUUUGCCAGUCUAAAAAAUCCUAAACUCAGGGAGGAGCAAGAGGCAGCUAGACGUCGUCAACAAAAGGACACAAAGGACAGCAAAAGCAAUAACACCACCCCUACCAAAACCAAGGAGCAAAACAAGCAGCAGGACUCUUGUGGUGAGGAAGAGCGUCCUAGCUUGGUGACCGUGGUCAAAGCCACUCCUAAGCCCAGGAGAAACCGGCUGUUAGCCAAAGGUCGCAAGCUAAACAAUAAGAAACGUGGUCGACCCAAGAAAGCCACCCCUGCUGUGGAGAAGAAUAAGAAAAAUCAGAGCGCAUUAGAUCUGCUGCAUGCAAAGACUCUUUCUGCAGCGCCACCUCAGGAUGCAUAUCGGUCGCCUCAGAGCCCCUUUUACCAGCUACCUCCUAAGGUCCAGCACUAUAAUCCCAGUCAGCUGCUGCUGAGCCCAACUCCUCCGGGUCUGCAACAACUACUUGAUAACAUCAAAGUCCAGUACCUCCAGUUUAUGGCUCAUAUGAAGACCCCUCAGUACCGCUCCAAUAUACAGCAGCUUCUAGAGCAGGAGAAGAAUAAACACAGGGAUUUAUCAGGACAGGCGGAGCAGCUUCAUUUGGUCUGUCAGUCUCACAAGGACAAGAUUAAACAACUCUUUCAAACCAAACUGGACGAGCUUGGAGUUAAAGCCCUGACAGUGGAGGACCUCAUCCAGGCUCAGAAGGAGAUAUCAGCCCACAACCGUCAGCUGAAGGAGCAGACUAAGCAGCUGGAGAGAGACAUGGCUUUACUGAGGGACCACAGCCUGCUUCUGCUGAAGUCCCGAUGUGAGGAGCUGAAAUUGGAUUGGGGAUCUUUGUGCUUGGAGAGUUUGUUAAAGGAGAAGCAGGCUCUGCGCCGGCAGAUUUCUGAGAAACAGAAGCACUGCUUGGAGUUGCAGAUCAGCAUUGUGGAGCUGGAAAAAAGUCAGAGGCAACAGGAACUGCUUCAGCUCAAAUCCUACAGCUCUCGUGAUAGCUCCCCCUAUAGGAAGAGUCUGGAGCCGCGCAGUUCUGCAGAUAUGGACUCAUCCAAGCUCAGCAUGUCCUCGGCCCCAGCACUAAAUGGCAUUAGCCCAGAGCUCUCAGUCAAUGGGACCAGCUCGCCAUGUUUUGACCGGGUUAACACAAAAGUGGAACUUUCUCGCUACCUUCCCAUUUCUCCAGACCACGAGAUGGGGGCCAGCACCCCAGAGGCUCGACAGAGGCAGCAGAACUCUUCCCAACCAGACUACACUCGCUUAUCUCCUGCCAAGAUUGCCUUACGGAGGCACCUUAACCAAGACCCCAAUGCCUCUGCUCACCUGAGGGGAUCGGGUUUAAUGAUGAACAGGGAACUUGGAGGUGUGAAUUCCCCUCAUGGAGCCAAGCAGAACUGUCCCUCUCCUGGUGCAUCUGAUGUUCAGUGUAAUGGAAAAAUCUCUGACAGGGGCGGUAAGGAGAAGAGUCAAUCUGUUCAGGGUGACAGCAUCACCAGCCUUCCAAUCAGCAUCCCUCUGAGCACAGUCCAUCCCAGUAAAUUACCAGUCAGCAUCCCACUAGCCAGCGUGGUGCUGCCCAGUCGUGCUGAGAGACAUAGAAAUACUCCCAGCCCCGUGUCUCAAUCGGGUUUGACCAACGGAUAUUCAUGUAGCUCAGGCCUGAUGAAUGGAGGUCCACACCAUGAGGACCACAAUGGUGCUUCUUUAUCACCUCUUCCACACAGCAACAGUCCUCUGACAGGACCAACGGGUCGAGGUGGCCCCAUCCAGAGCCCCUCCUUGAGCACCGGAGGCGUGCUUCAGUAUGCCGACGGACCGCCACGGAUUCUCCCCGAAGAUGGAGCGGACCGCCAAGGUGGGGAUUCAGACACAGAGCUCCAAGAAAGGGAACUACGGAUGAAGAUUUUCUUCUCAUCUUCCCCCUCUUCAUCUUCGUGUUCCUCUUCAUCAGGCAGUGGAAACUGUGCGACUGGAGCAUCACGCCUCCAUCAUCAUGCUGGCUCAGCCAAGCAGGGAUAUCACAGUAACCAUGGAAACCACCACCACCAGUCUCCCAGCACGCAGCACGCACACACUCCCACACAUACGUCAUCCUCCCACAGCUUCAGCUCUCAGGAGCGGUGUAGGCGUUGGAGGAGGAAACGCAGCUCCACAGGGGCAGCGGCGUCCAGCACCUCCCCGAAGAGACGCUCGUUCUCUGGGGUCGGCUCCAACAGUCACUCCUCUGGAUCGCCUCUCAACAUCAACUCCAUGGUGAACAACAUCAACCAGCCUCUGGAAAUCUCCGCCAUCUCUUCUCCAGAGGAGUCAAGCCGAAGCCCCCACGGUGCUGACCUGGACCAGCCCCCCAUCUUAAAGAGAGAGCGCCCCCUGGAGUUCAAUGGUAACGGUCGAUACUCGACCACCCCCAGCUCUGAUGACGAGGACUCAGGAUAUCCUCCGGACAGCUCCAGUUCCCGCAUCGAAAGGAAAAUAGCCACUAUAUCAUUGGAUAGCAGAGAUGGACAUAGACUGGUUGAUGGGGAACGAGGAAGGAAAUCUGGCAGCAGCAGUGGCAACAGCACAGGCAGCGAGGCUUCCUCAUCAUCCUUUUGCUCAAACAGCAAGUGGAAAUCGACCUUUUCACCCAUAUCAGACCCCAAGCAAAACAACUGUGACCUCAGUCAGGGGGGGUCCCCUUUCAGCAGUGGGGGGUCGAGCCGAAGCACAGACUCAGACUCGGACUACAAACAACAGAAUGGGAGGAAAGGGGGCGACGGGGAUUGCUCCAGCUACAUGACCCCCAACCCUUUCCUCAGUCAGGAGACAGGAGCGUGGGUCGCCACUAAUGGCUGCGGUGUCCAGGGAGGAACCGGUUCCGACCAGCGCCAGGUCCUCCAGAAGCAGAAGGGUCCACGUGACUGGGAGCUGAAGAACGGCAGCAGCAUGGCCAGUCAGAACCUCUUCAUCGCCGCCGCUGCCGCCAGCAGUGGUGGAGGCAUUCUGAGUGGGAAGGUUGGAGGCAAUCCCAACGCAGUGUCCUCAACCACUGGGCCAUCUAUGGGGCAGUACCUGAGCUCCCAGUUUCCACUCACAGGGACCACGGUCCUUCAGUCCUUGUUCGGGGCCCAGACGGGUGUCUCAACUGUGAACGGGACCUCCAGGCUUGUAAACGGACAUCCUGCCCUGGGAAGCUUCUCCAGUGCAGGGUUGGCAGGUGGAGCAGCAGGAGGUAUUUUUCACCAUGUGGUUCCCUCAGCGUCCUCCCAUCAGUUUGGGGUGACACUGUCCACCUCUGGAGGCCUCGGCUCCCUGCUCAGUCACUCCUCCUCUUCCUCUGCCUCCUCCCAAUCCCAGCAGCGCACCAUUCCUCCACCUGCCUCCACGCGCCUGACCUCUGUGUCCCCGUCUCUCUCGCUGUCCCAGGCCCAGCACAGCCGCACGCAGUCAGUCCUGCACAGCCCCUCUCUCUCGCUGCCCCCUCCACCACCCCUUCAUAGUCUCUCCUCCUCCACUUUAGCCUCCACACACUCUGACAUCUCAUCGUGUUCUAAGUCUGACUCCCUCCACUCCUCGCGUCUCUCCCAGACUUCUCUCCAUCACCAGAGAAUACAGUUAUCUCUCUCGCUUUCCCUCACCACCUCCUCCACCACUUCAUCCUCUGUCCCCCCUGCUGCUUCUCCCUCCCCCUCCACCUCUUCGUCAUCCCGACCAUUCACAGUGCACCCCCCAUCCAGGCUGCCCGUGCCUCCAUUGGGCAGCAGCUCAGGCGGUGGCAUGUGGAGGACUCAGGGCAUGCAUGGUCCACACACCAACUCCCAGAUCCUCGGCCCCCGACCUAGAUAGUGUUUGGGCCGAAGGGCAGUGGGGAGGAGGGGAUGGGCGCGGGGGAAUCAGAGAGUGGUUAGAGAAAGAUAGGGGGAGAGAGAGAGAGACAGGAUACCUGUUUUCCAUGUUUUUCUACAAGCUGUUGUUCAAAAUGAACAAGGUAAUUGAUGAGAACUACCUCAACAAGAAAUAAACUAUGCAAAUGUCCAGGUGUGGACCAAGGCACACUCCUCUUUCACUGGUGCUUCAAACCGUCUGCACUACCCAACCGCCUCCAAGACCGGCUUUCCACUGGGACAUCUGGGACUCUCACACUAAGGACCACUGUGGUCACCUGGAGCAUCUGUUUUUAAAAGUCAUGUUUAUGUUUGAUGUAUCAAAUGUCUGUGUGAAGAUUUAUAAUCUGGACUUCAGGCCCAAGGAAAAUAAAUGAUUGAAUCAGUGUCAGCUCAAAUCGGAUUGUGGUGGUUAAGUGGAAUUACAUCCUGGAGCGUCCAUCUUGUGAAUCCUAUCAGGUGCUCCACUCCUCCCAAAGCUUCCCUUCAUGUGUGUUUGAAUACUGAAACACAGAGAAUCAGAUAUUCAAACAGCUCUCAGAUAUUUUGCAGCUUUUCCUCACAGCAUGCUUGUUCACCUAACCAUGUUUCCUUCCCUCUUGAGCAUGAUGAGGAUCUCUUGUCUGACGUCACACUGGAAUUAGGAUAAAGAUGUCCCAGUCUCAGUGGGUUCUUUUGCACCACAUUAUUUUAUUUUAUUUUUUUAAAUACCAAAAAGAUCAUUUGAGUUCCCUUUCCAUUAGGUGGGAAUUAAACUUCAAUUUGAUUUGAAUUACAGUUUGAUCUAAUAUCAAGUAUUCAGCAGUAUCACUUAAAAUCUCUUUAGUUAUGCUUUUUUUCAGUGUUUGAAAAUUAGUGGGAACAUCUGCUAAUCUUAAAACAUCAUUGUUAUUUUUAGACCAUUUGGUGAAGAAGACUUUACCAGCAGCGUGUGUUUUAAUCUAAAAAGAUGAACUUAUAUUCACUAACUAUGGCUUAUUUUAGUGGAGGUUUAAGGACUGGCUUAGGAUCGGGUGUAGAGAUUUAUUGGAGUCGGUUAGUUUGGGUUUUCUGUUCUUGAGUCAGCUUGGUUAAGUCACACUACUACUUGGAAGGAUUUCGUUUCUGCAACCAAGUUUUUAAACUGGUCUUAAGCUAAAUUUUGCCCUAUUUAUAUUUGCUGCACUUGGUGAAUACAACCACGCACACAUAACACAGAGGCAAACAUGCAAAGCCUCGCACACUGGGUUAAAAAAACAAAGCAAAAUUUACAGUAACCACAACAAAACUACUGGACUACCUUCACACCUUUGUUUGCUUGUCAUUUUUUUUUUUUUUUUGGUAAACAAUGUAUGUACUGUGAAUGUGAUUCAUUCUCCGACUGUAUAGUUGUUGAUAAUUUAGAAGAUUAUUAUUUAUGCUGACCGUCUGUCCUUUUCCCUUGGUGUAUGUUUCUCACUUUGAAUUGUGUUGACAAGUAGAAUGCAAUGGUGUGUGUGUGUGUGUGUGUACUUGACUCACAGUCUGAAAACAAUGGUGCUAAGUUUGGACUUUGCCUGAAUUUAUUUAUUGUAAAUUGAAAUCAGAAAAAAAAAGAAAACAAUUUCAAUUCUUGGUGCUCUACACAGGGACAUUCUUUAGGCCAUUUUUGGCUUUUUUUUCUUCUCAUAUUUAAUAUACUGUUCCAGAUUUUAGCCUAGUGUUCAACAGUAGACGCCGCCUAAUGAUGAUAAAACUCUAGUAGCUGCCUCAGAGUUUGAGUAAAUAGGUUUUGAUGUUCUCCUAAAGAGGUUUUUUUCCACAUAUAGACUGCUUUUUCUCUCAGAAGUGAACUUCUUAUCUCUCAGUGAAUAAGAAACACUGUUUUUAUAUUGUUUUUUGUUUUAAGUCUCCCAUCAAAGUUUUAUAAAGUAUGUAUCUAUUUACAUUACGUCUAUAAAAGUAAAUAAAUAUAUAUGUAUAUAGCUAUAUAUAUGAAAGUGAUUAGGGAUGUUUGGUGCUCACAUUCUGACCCUUAUUUUCAGCCUGUUUAAACAGGAGGCUUGAAGCCAAGCUGAGCAAAGCAAAGCAUUACCACCUCGGGACCUUAACACGGCAGCACCUGAAGCUUUGUGAUGUAAGAAAAACAGGACUAGAUACACAAACUGUGUUCCUAUGUAAACACACGGCGGUGCUGUAGCUCAGACACACGUAGAACCCAGCACUAGAACUGUUCUCACUUAAAUCAGGUGUUUUCAGCUCUAUUUUUCUUUUGUUUUGGAUCCGCACUCUGCAGAAAGAAAGAAAAAAAUAAAUGGUGCUUAUGUUUCAAUGCAACCCGGGUUCGGUUUUACAAACUAGAUCUUAACUGGUGCAUAUAACGCCAUGUCGGCGUCUUUUUCAUGUUUUUUUUUUUUCUCCCCACACGCUAUCUUCCUGACUAGGCCGAACUUUGUCAAGUGAUCAUGUUGUGUAACGGCUUACAGACAUUCUGAUGUAAAGUACUGUUUUGAUGAUCGAGAGCAGCAAUGCCUCCUUUUAAACCUGCUAGAGGAAAAUGCAUUUAAGCUCAGUUAUGUGUGGGUGCUGUAUCUUUUUUCUCUCCCAACUCUUACUAGUGCAUAUCUAAGGGAAGAUUAGACUAAAAUGGAAAGCUUUACAGUCAAACCUCCUGUCCUGUGCACUCCUCAUGUAAACAAACAUUCUCCUCACCUGUGCGUGUUAAAACGAAGAGAAGAAAGUCAUUUUCAGAUGUAGUUAGAUACUAGUCCAUUUGUUACCAGCACUGAGAGAUAUUUUGUAAUUAUUGUUGAUGCUGUUUGGAUUAUUUUUCUUUCCUAUUCUUGGUGUUUGAUACAAUUACAGUUACAUGUAAUGCUUUUUAUGGUGUAUGCAGAUUCCUGUCAGGUUUUAUUACUACUAUCCAGAUGGACAGCACGGUGCUCUCCUUUACUUCAGAUAUAAAAAUGCAGCUUUUGAUAGAUGCUACCCUUCUAUUGUGCUGCAGGGUUUUAUGGUUAGAACAUGUUUAAUCUGAGCUCGCUUUGUGGCUUUCCUGAUGGUCCAAACUCUUGGAUCUUUUCUUUUUGAGGUGAUUUGGUGCAUGCACUGCUGAGAAAGGUUUGUCUUAUAAAAGGUUAAAUGUGCUCAUCACAGCUUUUAGUCAGAUUUGUAGUUUUUUUGUGCUUUUUUUUUUUUUGGAGUGUUAUUUGCAAUUAAAGAAUUUUUUUCAAUAUUCCUGGUACGUCUUUGGUAGAUUUGUGAGUUUUUGCACUCUAGGCUGUUUACUUUAAAUCCUGCCAAAGGUCUUAACUCAGGAAGCUUCCAACAGUUUUCUAUAAACAGCUCAUUUAUAAAUGUGGCAUGAUGGAGUCCCCCUUAGAAACUAAGCUCAGGACGAAGAUAAACUCGGUGAGCAUAUUUUUUAAGCAAAAACCUGCCUGUGAUGUCCUCAGACUGACUCCUAGCAGUGCAUGCGCCGAGCUCCAUGAGUCGCUAUGAUCUCAGGAAAGCCAUGAAAUUUGCUCCGACUUCUUUCAUCUCACAAAAUGCCUCUGUCUCGAGAUGUGUCGGCCAAGAAAGAGGUGCGGCGUCCUCUGUCCGGAUCCCUUUAACCGUCGGGGCUGGCAGUGGAGGACGGCUGCUACCUGAGUGGUUGGUGUGCGAUCACCUGUGAUUGGUGAAGCCAGGGCAGGUUUGAGGUGCAAUAAUGGCAAACCUACUUUCCAAAAGGCCCUGGGUUUUUCCUGAAACAAUUGUUACUGUUUGAUGUUGGUGCUUCUAUCCUAUGAUGUUAACAUGAGACAAAUGGAAUUAGUGUUUUGGGUUUUAUUUCUGCCUCUUAUGUUUAUUAAUAAAAUGUUUCAUAUGAUAUUGGCA
This is a messenger RNA of Cyprinodon variegatus (sheepshead minnow), 8953 nucleotides long. It is a transcript of the gene dot1l, whose product is annotated as DOT1-like histone H3K79 methyltransferase. Gene Ontology annotation, biological process: DNA repair; regulation of transcription regulatory region DNA binding; DNA damage checkpoint signaling. Gene Ontology annotation, cellular component: nucleus. Lineage: Eukaryota; Metazoa; Chordata; Actinopteri; Cyprinodontiformes; Cyprinodontidae. The record is from RefSeq and is a predicted model, not a curated record. Gene Ontology annotation, molecular function: histone H3K79 methyltransferase activity. The coding region runs from base 279 to 5078 and encodes 1599 amino acids. The transcript has 29 exons.